UUAUUGGCACGAUACAAAGCAAUGUGCCAAGGGCUGCCGCUUCGACUCCCUGAGCAGAAUCGGCCUCUGGAAUAAAAGCUUGCAAAAUGCUCCGUUUGAGCACAGAGACAUAGCAAUGUUAGGCUGGAACGAGGAAGUGCAGUGGAGAGGGGAGGGACCGAGGGCAGAGUUCCAUAGUGCUGCCGCGGCGCUACGAACUUCUGCACAUGGAGCGGGGGAGAGUUGGAAGAGCUUCAUAUUGCAAAGUCAAGGAAUAGCAGAGUACUUGCAGAGAAUGGAGACUGAAGAGGCCCAGGAAAUGUCCCAGAUGCCAGAGAGUGAUGUCAGUAUGACUGCCGGUCCUUUCUCAGGCCAGGACAGUCCCCUAGCCAAUGAGGCAUCGGAGGAGAUGGACGAGGCUAUGCCGGUGCCAGAGGACCUGUCUGCCACCUCUGGCCUUCAGCAGAACAACAGGACCGACAACAAAGGCUUGGCCUGCAAUAUUAAAGUUGAGGCUCGGAGUGACGAGGAGAAUGGGAUGGCCUGUGAGGCGAAUGGCGAGGAGGAGGAGGAGGAGGAGGAGGAAGGGGCGGAAGACUUGCGCGUGCUGGAUGCCUCGGGCGCCAAAGUGAACGGCACCCACGCCGGGCACGACAGCAAAGCGGCCUACUCGGCGGCCGGCGGCAUCCGCCUCCCCAACGGGAAGCUCAAGUGCGAUAUCUGUGGGAUAGUAUGCAUUGGCCCCAAUGUGCUGAUGGUGCACAAGCGAAGCCACACUGGGGAGCGGCCCUUUCAGUGUAACCAGUGUGGGGCCUCCUUCACUCAGAAGGGCAACCUGCUGCGCCACAUCAAGCUCCACUCCGGGGAGAAGCCCUUCAAGUGUCACCUGUGCAACUACGCCUGCCGCCGCCGAGAUGCCCUGACCGGCCACCUGCGCACACACUCUGUUGGAAAACCCCACAAGUGUGCUUACUGUGGGCGGAGCUACAAACAGCGUAGCUCGUUAGAGGAACACAAGGAGAGAUGCCACAACUACCUGCAAUGCAUGGGACUCCAGAACAGCAUCUAUACAGUAGUAAAGGAAGAAAGCAGCCAGAGUGAUCAGAGGGAGGACAUAAGCCUGACGGGACGGGAGAGGGCCUUGGUGCUAGACAGGCUAGCUAAUAAUGUAGCCAAACGAAAGAGCUCUAUGCCACAGAAGUUUGUGGGUGAAAAGCGGUUGUCAGACUUGUCAUUCGAGGGCAGCGGCGGGGAGCUGAUGCAGCCCCACGUGAUUGACCAGGCCAUCAACAGCGCCAUCAGCUACCUGGGGGCCGAGUCGCUGCGGCCGCUGGUGCAGACCUCACCCGGGUCCUCCUCCGACGUGGUGGUCAGCCCCAUCUACCAGCUGCACAAGUCCGCGGCCGACGGCGGCGGCCUGUCGGCCAAGGACAGCGCUGCCGAGAACCUGCUGCUGCUCUCCACGUCCAAGCCGGUGUCCGGCGAGAAGGACGGCUCGCCCAGCCCCAGCGGCCAGGACUCCACCGACACCGAGAGCAACAACGAGGACCGGCCGGUCGGCGGCGGGGGAGGAGGAGGCGGCCCCGGGGCGGCCAGCGCCGGCCUCAUCUACCUGACCAAUCACAUGGCCCCGGGGAUGCGCAACGGCGGCGCCCUGCCGCUGGUCAAGGAGGAGCAGCAGCAGCGGUUCGAGGCGCUGCGCGUGGCCGGCGUGGACCUCAGCGUGGCCGUGGGCUCCGAGGGCUUCAAGGUGCUCAGCGGGGAGGGCAAGGAGGUGCGGACGUACUGCUGCGUCCACUGCCGCGUGCUCUUCCUGGACCACGUCAUGUACACCAUCCACAUGGGGUGCCACGGCUUCAGGGACCCGUUCGAGUGCAACCUGUGCGGCUACCACAGCCAGGACCGCUACGAGUUCUCCUCCCACAUGACGCGCGGAGAGCACCGAUACUAAACGCGCACACAUGCACACAUGCACACAUGCACACAUGCACACAUGCACACAUGCACACAUGCACACACACACACACACACACACACACACACACGCACACACACGCACGCACACGUACACACACACAUACACAUACUCACACACGCACACACACGUACACGUACACACACACACACACACACACACACACACACACACACACACACACACACACACGUACACACGCGCACACACAUACACCAUACACACACGCGCACACACACACACACACACACACACACACACACACACACACACACACACGCCCAGUUAAUCCAAGGAACCACUCAAAUACUUACAUACAUACAUAAAUCAAAUGUGUAUUAGAAUAUAAAUACAAUAUCCAAAUAUAUUGAUCCCAUCCAUCCACUGUCUGCAUGUUUGGAAAUAUGGAAAACAGUAGGGAAUAAUGUAUGUAUGUCAUAUAUGUAACACUUUGAUGGAAGCUGAAAUAAUGUAUACUUCCUCUACUUUUAUAAGAUUGGCAAGCAAGAGAACCGUCAUUCUGUACUACUAUGUUCUUUUCUAAGAAUUUUCAGAAAGUGAGCAAAUCUCUCUGUAUCUGUAUCUGUAUCUGUAUCUGUUGCUUUACAUGUAUGUUUUAAUUUUUUUCAGUUUUUUUUUAGCCAGCCUCCUGUUGGGAGGAGUUUGUUGAAAAUGGAAGUGAACAUACACCAUACACUUGACUGUCGGCACAAGGAUAAAGAUAGUUAAACUAUUUAUAUGUAGGUGUAUUGUUUUUUUUUGUUUUUUUUUCAGUAUAUUUUGGAGUGUGUAUAUUUUGGAGUGUUUUAUGCCUUUGAUCAGACAGGACAUUGACAUGACAAGAGUGAGAUGAAGUGAGUGGGGUCAGGAGAUGAGCUGCACGUCAGGCUCAAUCCCAGGUCCCCGUGGGCACUUGGACCUGAAAGUGGUCUGGACGCAGGAGCCACUUGCGCCUCAGUGUGCUUCCUGAGGUAUAAUGUCUUAUGAUAACCAGGCACAAGUAAUUAUAGAUCUAUACAGUAUUAUCACAAUAUACAUGUAUGCCCACUGCAAACUUGUUUUUCAGUAAACUUUAUACAGUACAUAUAUUUUUAUUUUGUCUCUUUUCAGUAGUUAUUUUUUGUAUUAUUUAAGUAGAAUACAGACCAUACUCUCUUUUUGUAAUUUAUUUACUCAGUCAAGGAUUGUUUAAGUCUGGCAGUGUAAUGUAAAGUGAUACCAAUUCACAUGUUUUUAACAAGGUGGUCUGAAUUCUUUUUUGUACAAAAUGUGAUGGUGGCAUUACUGAGUGAUGUUGGAAGUAUAAAGUGUUCUCUGACAAUAAAAACAGAAAACCGUUUACACGAUUUAAAGUGGAAACUCGAGUUGUGUUUGUUCUUUUAAAGCAAAGGACAAUGAAAUGACUAUUCAAUUGAAAUAAAGAGUUACCUGAAACCAAA
Sardina pilchardus (European sardine) is the source of this 3393-nucleotide messenger RNA. RefSeq names its product IKAROS family zinc finger 1 (Ikaros) (gene ikzf1). The transcript is spliced from 8 exons. NCBI's taxonomy places the organism in Eukaryota, Metazoa, Chordata, Actinopteri, Clupeiformes, Clupeidae. The record is from RefSeq and is a predicted model, not a curated record. Gene Ontology annotation, biological process: regulation of transcription by RNA polymerase II. Bases 116 to 1930 code for a protein of 604 amino acids. Gene Ontology annotation, molecular function: RNA polymerase II cis-regulatory region sequence-specific DNA binding; DNA-binding transcription factor activity.